AUGCUCCGGAGAAACAGUGGAUGCCCAGUAACGCUAAAUGGGCUACAAAGCGGAUGCCAGUUGAUUUUACGUCGAAUUUCAACGAAUGGACUAAACGUUGGCUUUGAGCCUGCGGACUCGUUCACUUUAGAUGAUCUAAAUGAAAAUGUGUUAAAAGCGAAGUAUGCAGUUCGUGGUAAAAUUCCAAUGCGGGCAGAAGAACUACAAGAGCAGCUAGAAGAAAAACCAGGGAGCUUACCGUUCAAGAAAAUUAUAGGUGCAAACAUUGGAAAUCCUCAGCAGCUUGAUCAAAAGCCUUUGACAUUUUUCAGACAGGUCCUUUCGUUACUUCAAAAUCCAGACCUUCUAGGUGUGCCACCAAAAGAACUUUCGAAGUAUUUCAAGCCUGAUGCCAUUAAAAGAGCCCGUGUCAUGCUUAAGGAGGCUGGAAAUAGCGUAGGUGCUUAUUCUGCUUCGAAAGGUGUGCUGGGAUUUAGACAACGAGUGGCCGAGUUCAUUACCGCUAGGGAUGGUGCUAAAAAUGCGGAUCCUGAAAAUGUAUUUUUAACGGCUGGUGCUUCAGCAGCAGCAUCUCGUAUUUUAUCUGUAUUCAGUAAGGGACCCAAGACUGGCACAUUAAUACCUAUUCCUCAGUAUCCGCUUUACACUGCAACUUUAAGCCUGAAUAAUGCCCGAGCUAUACCUUACUAUCUAAAAGAGGAACAAGGAUGGUCAACAGAUCCUAAAGAAAUUGAACGUAUUGUUUUGGAAUCAAUUCGUAGCGAUAUUAAGCCAACCUGUAUGGUUAUAAUUAACCCAGGAAAUCCCACUGGGGCCAUUUUAUCGGUAGAAGCAUUGGAAGAAAUCUUCGUUAUUGCAGCUAGAUAUGGAAUCGUUGUUAUCGCCGAUGAGGUUUACCAAGAAAACGUCUUUGAAGGAGCACAAUUCCACUCCUCCAGAAAAGUUCUCCUUUCAUUGCAAAAGCGGUAUCCAGGUGUCUUCGACAAUGUUCAAUUAGCAUCUCUAAAUUCUACCUCAAAAGGCUUAUUGGGUGAAUGUGGGCAGAGGGGUGGUUAUAUGGAACUCAUUGGGUUCCGGGAUGAAAUUUUACAAGUAUUUGUGAAAUUAGCUUCCAUAUCGUUAUGUCCAGUCGUAACUGGUCAAGCCCUAGUCGGCCUGAUGUCCUCACCUCCAAAUCCAGGUGACGAGUCUUAUCAACAGCAUGAACAGCAACGCGCAGCCAUUCAUAAACAAUUAGAAGAGCGUGCUGAUCUCUUAUGGAGAACCUUUAAUGAGCUUGAAGGUUUGGAAUGUCAAAAACCACAAGGUGCAAUGUAUUUAUUUCCCAAAUUGAUUCUGCCUUCAAAAGCGAUUGAUGUUGCAUUAAAACAGAAUAUGGAGCCUGAUGAGUUCUAUUGUAAGAGACUACUUGAGCGCACAGGGAUCUGUACUGUUCCGGGCUCGGGUUUUGGCCAAGCUGCUGGUACAUACCAUCUGCGUACUACAUUCUUGGCUCCUGGCACUGAAUGGAUAGAAAGUUGGAGGCAAUUCCACAAGGAAUUCUAUGAUGAAUACCGCGAUUAG
Molecule: messenger RNA, 1563 nt
Organism: Eremothecium sinecaudum
Lineage: Eukaryota; Fungi; Ascomycota; Saccharomycetes; Saccharomycetales; Saccharomycetaceae
Product: HBR018Cp
Exons: 1
Coding region: 1-1563 (520 amino acids)
Biological process (GO): biosynthetic process
Molecular function (GO): pyridoxal phosphate binding; L-alanine:2-oxoglutarate transaminase activity
Source: RefSeq, a predicted model, not a curated record